Empidonax traillii (willow flycatcher) is the source of this 2662-nucleotide messenger RNA. RefSeq names its product ST3 beta-galactoside alpha-2,3-sialyltransferase 6 (gene ST3GAL6). Gene Ontology annotation, biological process: glycolipid biosynthetic process. The transcript is spliced from 11 exons. Bases 380 to 1438 code for a protein of 352 amino acids. The record is from RefSeq and is a predicted model, not a curated record. NCBI's taxonomy places the organism in Eukaryota, Metazoa, Chordata, Aves, Passeriformes, Tyrannidae. Gene Ontology annotation, molecular function: beta-galactoside alpha-2,3-sialyltransferase activity.
GAUCAGAGAAGAUAAACUCUCCACUGAGGGCAAGAGAUAGCAGCGCUUUAUUUUUUUUUUUUUCGCGUGAGUCUCUCCACCCCCUGGAAGGUAUUGGUAUAAACGGAGGAAGAAUUUGAGCAGGCUCGAGCCAAGUAAUAUUUCUGUCUAAACGCACAACGUGCUUCCUCCUACGUUUUCGUUUCCAGAUGGGGCUCAGCUGAACGAGCCCUCCUCUUCAGCCCUGUCGUAAGCACCACCAUGUGGGAACCGGGCUGGAGCUGCCAGAGGCUGCAGAAGCAGCCAGGGCGGCCCUGAACAGAAGCACCGAGCUCUGCCCUCUUCUCUGGGAUCAUUCAAAGAUAAAAUACCUGCUCUGUUGACAACCGGUCUACCAGUCAUGAAACGAAUUCUUCUGUUUUUUAUCCUGGCUGCUGCUGUUAUGUAUGGUAUACUGCAUGGAAAUCUGUGGAGAAAUAAUCUCUACUGGAUUAGCUUUUAUGGACAGACUUCCUCUGUGGGGGCUUCUCCUUCCUAUGUGACUAGUGGACUUACCCAGCUGCCACCUACGGCUGUGGAGAGAAGGAGUUCGCUGGACACUUGUCUCCUGAAACCAGCAUUUGAAUCUUUACUGGGUGUUGACAAAAUAUACCCAUUCCUGUGUGCUAAUGAUUUUAUCAGAGUGGCGGAGUUCCAAGGGAGCGAUAAGUUUGAACUACCUUAUGGAAUAAAGAGAGCAGAGCAGUUUUUUCGUUUAGCCCUUUCAAGACUGCAGAGCUGUGGACUUCCCAAUGAAGAUGACAACAUUGCCUGUCGUCGGUGUGUUGUGGUCGGUAAUGGAGGAGUACUUCGAAAUAAAACACUAGGGGAGAAAAUUGAUUCAUAUGACGUCAUAAUAAGAAUGAAUAAUGGCCCCGUUAUAGGGUACGAAGAGGAUGUUGGGAGGAGGACGACUUUCCGCCUUUCUUACCCGGAAUCUAUCUUCUCAGAUCCGAUCCACUACGACCCUAAUACAACUGUUGUUCUCGUUGUCUUCAAACCACGUGACUUGAAGUGGAUUUGGAAGAUCCUAAGUGGUCAGAAGAUAAGUGAUAAAGGCUUUUGGAAGAAACCAGCUAAGAAUAUGAUAUACAAAUCUAGUCAAAUCAGGAUUCUUGAUCCCAGCAUCACCAGGAAAACAGCUUAUGAGUGGCUUCGUUUCCCAACAAGGUUUCCUAAGAAGGAGAAACCCAAACACCCAACAACAGGGCUGAUUGCCAUUACACUAGCAUUUCACAUAUGCCACGAAGUCCACCUGGCAGGCUUCAAGUAUGACUUCUCUGACAGAAACAGUUCUUUGCACUACUAUGGGAAUGAAACCAUGUCUCAGAUGAUCCAGAAUGAAUAUCACAACAUCAGUGCUGAGCAGACAUUCUUGAAGAAGCUUAUAGACAAGAACUUUGUGGUCAAUUUGACGUGAAAGCUGAAUGGAAAAUACAAAGAAGAAUCACUAUUUUCAAGAUUUGAAAAAUUUUUAUUUUUUGUAUGACAUUUUUAUUUUUUAAGUGCAGCAUAACUGUUUACUGUUUAAAAGGAGCCCAGAAACCUCACCAAGGCAGAAGCUUCUUCUAAGCCUGAGGGUAAUGGACUGCUGCAAACAGACUCAAUUGAAUUUCUGUGAAGCUAUUUAAUAGUGGGAAAACCAUGAAACUUUCAGCUGGAAGUAUCAGGGAUAUAAAAAAUGUGAUGAACGUCACUUAUUUAUCAGUGAGAACUCUUUCCAAAUGAUGAUGCCCUUCAAAAGGGUUCCACUGUCAAGAGACUGAGAUGACCAGUGUUUAAUUAGUGGAUGGAUGUUAAGUAUUGAAUAUCUGUCUUGUAGUGUGGAAAUGACUUUAAAACUAUGCCUAUAAAUAAUUACUGUACGUUUUGGAGAAGGGUGGACAUGCAGAGUGUACAGGUUUUGGUCUGCUGUACUCCUGAGGAGAGGACAUCCACUGUCAGCAAAGAAGGCACGCGCAGCUUGUGCGCUGCCCAUCGACUCUGAAUUGCUGAUUGCCUUCACCGAAGGUGACGACCCUUUGGUCCAGUUUGUGGAGAUGUUGAUCUUACAAUGCUUGUGUUGUACCCGUUUUAUGGAAGAAUCAUAUUCCCUGUGCUGUGCAUCCAGUAAAUGUUACAGUUGCUGACUUGACUUACAAAAGAGGGAGUAUGAAGACCAAAGAGUUGCUCGAACUACCCGUGUGUCAGGCAACAUGGAAAUGUGAGCUGGGACAGAUGUUCACGCCUAAGUUUAGAGUCAAUGCUUGUUGGAUUCCUAGGUCUCCAGAACAGGAUGUCAUGUAUUUUUCUGUUUGCUCCCCAAGAACUGAGGUGGAUUUUUCCAAAUGAGCACAAUCUCCUUCUUCGGAUACUAUAAUGCAUUUUCACCUUUGAAAUGCAUCAAUACUCCUGUGCAUGAAUACUUCCAUUUUUGGCAGUAGGGUGUGGUAAGGAAUAUCCAAGAUGUACCUCAGCUGAAUUAUCAUUUGGCAUCUGUUUACCUCUCCUGUCCUGACAUUUAGGUUCAAAGUAUGUGGCUGAACUAAAUUAUUUAGCAGUGGGAAUUUACUGAUAUUAAUUGAAACAUUUAAUGGGAUGUUUAUGUUUUCUGUAUUGGCUUGUCUCUGACAAGCCUGCUGAAUAAAUUAAGUCUACAUGGGAA